Messenger RNA from Gryllus bimaculatus (two-spotted cricket), 543 nucleotides. The record is from the annotation of a GenBank genome assembly. NCBI's taxonomy places the organism in Eukaryota, Metazoa, Arthropoda, Insecta, Orthoptera, Gryllidae.
CCCCUUGCUCUCCGGCAUACAUUCCUGACACCAAGGCGGCCUCCAGCUCGCCCUCCAGCUCGGCGUCCACUGCUGCAUCUGCUCCGCUUUCCACCGGUGCCACGCCCCCGCAGCCUCCCCCGGGCAAUGCAUUCGAGCGCGCGUGCUCCCUCGCUCCUCCACAGCACGAUGGGCAGCACACGAGUCCGCCGCUUCCACCGAAAAAUCGCCGGCUGGGCAACUGCCAGGCCUCGCCCGUGCCACCGACUUCUCUAUCGACUGCAGCAUCGACUGGUCCAUCGACUGCUCGAUCUGCUGAAUCUGCGACGGAGAUUCCCCAACCCUACGCUGCCCCCAUCGCCACCGCCACCGCCACCGCCACCACCAGCACCAGCACCAGCAGCGGCCUCCAGGCGCCAGAGGGUAGCACAUUGCCGAGCAGUGUCCUUCGGUCUCCAGUUACGCCAACGGAGCUCCCACAAGCAGCCAUGGCGGUGGAGUCGGUUCUGAAAAGCGAGGGGCCGACGGAAGCUACGUUCUCCGGAGCAGACUUCGCCUUCGCCA